Messenger RNA from Pseudoliparis swirei, 1411 nucleotides. RefSeq lists its product as uncharacterized. Bases 539 to 1036 code for a protein of 165 amino acids. The record is from RefSeq and is a predicted model, not a curated record. The transcript is spliced from 5 exons. Lineage: Eukaryota; Metazoa; Chordata; Actinopteri; Perciformes; Liparidae.
CGGGGGCGGGAGCUUUCCGCUCUGAUCUCUGUUUGCAGCAUCCUCUGGAGCAGCCUCUGUUGCUCUGUUGUGUGAAAUACAAGAAAGAGACAGACGGGGGGAGGAUAUCCGAGGAGGCAACCGGAGAACGGGAAGGUGAUCCCUUGGGGAUAGGGGUUGAUCUGGUGUGUGGAGUCCAUCCUCACAACAAAUGGCAGUUUGGUCAAUGUAAACAGCCUGUGCAGUACCUGCAUUACUAAAAGGGGAAGCAGAAGAGAAGGCGGAGGAGGAGGAGCAGUGGCCGCUGGAGGAAAGGCUGCCUCUUCCAGCUAACUCCAGUCUGCUGCAGACCCUCUUAAAUCAUGCAUGUUGUAUGUUAAGUUUUAGGUUUUAUUCUCCACAUCAUAUGACCAGAGUAUCAUCAAUGCCUCAGCAGACCUCAACCCAAAGGCACGACACCUGUGUCGACCAUGAGAUGCACUAGAGGCUGAGCGACACAACAACAUCCCCACACACGGAUCACAAAUACAUCCUUCAGUUGAAACUGUUGCACCAGACCAUGGCUGUUACUGCAGCUAAGACAACUACAAGUUUUCUCUCUACAACUGCCACGACCACCGCAAUCCCCUUCCUCUCGACGAGCAAGAGCGCCAGAGACAAUGUCACCUCAAGAACGACACUAAUGACUGUUACCAUAACAACAAACGACACCAGCUUCAAUGCCACGGCGUUUCCAGAGGUGGUGAUCGAGGGCUCGGGAUUGGGAAUGGUGCUCUUACCCUUUGGCAUCAUCACUGUCAUUGGCUUGGCCGUGGCAAUUAUGCUGUAUAUUCGGAAACGUAAGCGGUUGGAGAAGCUGAGGCACCAGCUCAUGCCAAUGUAUAACUUUGACCCGGCUGAAGAACAAGAUGACCUGCUGGAACAGGAGCUACUGGACCACGGCCGGGAAGGCAGCCUCACAGGUCCCAACGCCAAGACUCUCACAACCUCCCAGGGGACCACGCAGAGGCCCAGUCGUCUGGUCUUCACAGAUGUAGCCAAAGCUCUCAACGCUUAACAGCUCUCUUCCAUUAGUUAAAUCAUCCAGGAAAAGACUGUCUCCGAGGAAGUAAAACAAAGGGAAAACUGGACUGGUUCUGGGAACAACUGGAGCAUUGGUGACAUUUUUUUAUCACUACGACAUAGUACGUGAAAUGGCCGUGGUUUUCAAAAUAAGAAAAAAAAUGUAAGGUGCAUGUAUGGUAGGGGAGCAUAACGGGAAGCAUCACGUACGAUCUUGCACUGCUAUCAUUUGGAGCACAAAUGAAGUGUGUUGCACUUUUCUUGAAUGAUGCUAUGUCAUUAGUGUUCAAAUGUGUGAUGGCUUGUCAGUGAAGUUCUUCUGAGCUUCAAUAUCUACUUCCAUGUUUGAUAAAAGAGAAGUGUAAAUUUG